AUGGAGGGUGAUGAGUUUCACCUCCAUUGGGGGGAUCAAGAUGUAAAGUCUAACAUAGAAGUGUCUGAAGAAGUAAUAUGUGAACUAGGAAAUGUGCAGACAGUACCAUACUCCAAUAUGACAGAAGAAGAACUGAUAGAUAAUGCAGAUAAUAUAGCUGCAGAAAAUUUAGUUUAUUUAUCACAAGAUGUAGUGACUUACACAGAAUCGGCAGAUAUUGUUUCCGACCCUAGUGUUGAAUGUGUUACAGAGGAAGUUAUCACAGAUGACUGGGUCAUUACUGGUGGCCAAGAGAGAGUGGAAGUGCCUUUUGAACAGUUUGUACCAGCACAGGAAAUUAAAAUAGAGAAUGACCUUGAUGUGCCAUUACCAACGGAUCAGGAUGAGUACACAGCGAUGCGACCGUUUCCAUGCGAUUUCUGUUCUCGUCGAUUUCGAAAGAAGGCAGCGUUAAUGAAUCACAUGGUGGCACAUCAGAAUGACAGACCUCAUGCGUGUAACUUGUGCGGUGUGCGUUAUGUACGCAAAUGCGACCUUAUGAAUCACCUCAAAGUGCACGCGUUUAUUCCAGACGUUACUGAACAAGUAGAAUAUCACAGCAAUGAUGAUGAAACAGACAGUAGAUCAUUAGCUAUGCCAAAAAAGAAAAGAGGAAGACGGAAAAAGAAACCAGAGCCUAACGGUGUAUUAGACGUAAACAUGAGAUCUGCGCGCACGCAGCAAUGGUCGCGUCGUGGUCGCACGCCGCCAAAAUCCCCCCCUACUCCUCCAACACCUUCACCACCACCUUCGCCAUCGCCUCCUCCGUCACCUCCCCCGCCACCCGCGGACCCUUCGAGACCCUUCGUCUGUCGGCACUGUGGGGUUGGAUUCGCUAGAGAGAAAGCGCUUCAGUCGCACGCCAGGAUACAUGGUGGAGAUUCACCGAUGGAGUGCGGUGAGUGUGGCGAGUUGUGCUGGUCUCGGGAGGCCCUCGCUUCGCAUGCGGCUCAAAAGCAUCCACACCUCUCUCAUUUGCCAAGAUCUAACAAACACGAACCUUACGACGAUAAUUCGGGAGAUGACAUGGACUUUCGACUGUCUCCGCUUGGUCACAGCGGAAGCGAAAACAGCGUCCGUCAAGUAUUGGUCUAUGACACAGUUCGGGGUCCUGAACUCUUCUGUCAGGUCUGCGGCGUUGCGUUCCAGCGGGCUGACUUACUACGGAGGCAUGUCACCGCUGCCCAUAGCUACAAGCGGCACGAUAGCACUAGCAGUACCUGGGAACAAGAGCACACGUGCGACGUUUGCGGGGAGAGCUGUCCAGACGCGUUGACGCUGCUAGCUCACGCCGAGAGACAUACAGAGCGACACCGCCCUAACUCAAAAUUUAAAAAGCUUUCAAAAGGUCGAAACGCGACAUCCAGUAACAGUUCAAGACAAUUUCCUUGUAGGGAAUGUGGCAAGGUGUUCGGUUCGCGCAGCUCUCAGCAGAUUCAUGUUCGUAUUCACACGGGUGAGCGUCCCUACGCUUGUAGAUUUUGUUGGAAGGCUUUCGCCGACGGUGGCACUUUGCGUAAACACGAGAGAAUACAUACAGGUGAGAAGCCGUAUGCUUGCGCCGUGUGUCCACGGGCGUUCAACCAACGAGUCGUCUUACGCGAACAUGUUCGCUCGCAUCACUCGGCCCCAGACCGAAGAGCUAAUGGUGGAUACCAGUAUUCAUGUGGCGUGUGCAGUCAACCAAUGCUGAGCAGCGCAGCUCUAGUUCAGCAUCUUAUACAGCACUGUGACGAUAAUACUGCGAUGAAAAGACAACCACAUUCCGGUCCUCGAAAAUAUAAACGUCGACGGAAAGUAAAAAUGGAGCCAGCAUCGUCGCCGACUGGUGAGUGGGGCGAGUCGCGUUCUGUGGGCACGUCCCCGCCCCCACGCUCGCCCUCCCCCGAACCUCCGCGCCCCACACCGCCGCCUCCGCGUCGACGACGACGAGUGGCGCCUGUGCAAGUUGCCAGACCGCGUAUGAUACACACCUCUGAAGAGACCAGGGCGAGAACGAAACAAGUACGUACGCGUCGACCGCCGCGUCAUCCAGCAGAUGACCUGCGAGCGAUCGCUCGCUCAGACUCCCCUGCCCACCCUACGGCGCCUUCACCUGUUGUCACGCCAUCACCACCACAAUCUCCCAGUUCACAACAGUCCCUCGAAGAGGGUCCUUUUAAAUGUGAAAUGUGUGCAAAGGAAUUCCCGAGGCGUGACGCACUAUUACUGCAUGUCCCUGUACACAUAUGA
Molecule: messenger RNA, 2271 nt
Organism: Leptosia nina
Lineage: Eukaryota; Metazoa; Arthropoda; Insecta; Lepidoptera; Pieridae
Source: the annotation of a GenBank genome assembly